Molecule: messenger RNA, 4208 nt
Organism: Diospyros lotus (date-plum)
Lineage: Eukaryota; Viridiplantae; Streptophyta; Magnoliopsida; Ericales; Ebenaceae
Product: serine/threonine-protein kinase Nek2-like
Exons: 23
Coding region: 822-2708 (628 amino acids)
Biological process (GO): protein phosphorylation
Molecular function (GO): ATP binding; protein kinase activity
Source: RefSeq, a predicted model, not a curated record
AAGAGGAAGCUGCCGAAUUUUGCUCCGACACUUUCCCCACUCCCAUCCACUUCUCAUCUUCCUCCCGUGAAUGUCUCCAAAAGCCUAUACUCUCCUUGUCCUGUACCUCCUCCUAAUCACAUGCUUCCUCCCUCCCCAUCUCUUUCACCUCUUCCUCCUCCUCCUCCAAACCGCCACCGCCAUGCCGGACCGAACCACCUCCUCCCUGCUCUCGCCGUGAACCGCGACACUCUUGUCGUCCCUGCGCCGUCAAUGCCAGCCUCCACCUGAUCUCCUUUCCUCUCCCGCAUUCCCCUCUCUCUCCUCCGCCUUUUCUUCCUUUCGCCUUUCUUUUCUUUUCCUUCUCCGAAUCUCUUCAAUGCCAGACCGCUUUCGCUUUCCUUGACUUGCUUUUCAGAACUUCCCGCCUCUGCCUAUUGCAACGACUCCACUGGCUGGGAACUCGUUGCGUGAUUCUGGUUCCGCACGCCUGAGAGCUUUCUGCAUUUGCUGCAUUCGCUGCAUUCCGGUUUCGUUUCGCUAAUUCAACAAUCUUUCUGUCCUUGGCUUGCUUUUCGGAGCUUGCCGCCUCCGCUUACUGCAACAACUCCACUGGUUGGGAACUCGUUGGGUGAUACCGGUUCCUGACGCCUGAGACCUAUCUGCAUUUGCUACGAUUCAGAUCUCGUUUCCGAGGCUGAACUCUGGAACUUGCUGGUCUCAAGUCAGGUUUGGUAAAUUUGCCGGAUUGCGUCAAUGCUCAUCCUUGAGUGGUGUUGCAGAGAUGCAUUUCUCACCCCUUUGCUCUGACUGCAGCAUCUGGGAGACAAAUCAUAGCUAAAAUGGAGCAGUAUGAAAUACUAGAACAAAUUGGGAAGGGGGCUUUUGGCUCUGCGCUUCUUGUGAGGCAUAAGCUUGAAAAGAAGAAGUAUGUGUUGAAAAAGAUCCGAUUAGCCCGACAAACUGAUAGGAGCCGUAGAUCUGCACAUCAAGAGAUGGAGCUUAUUUCGAAAAUGAGGAAUCCAUUCAUUGUGGAGUAUAAAGAUUCUUGGGUUGAGAAGGGCUGCCAUGUAUGCAUUAUCAUAGGUUAUUGUGAAGGAGGAGAUAUGGCAGGAGCUAUAAAGAAAUCUAAUGGUGUUCUUUUUUCUGAAGAGGUCCCUAUGUUUUUAUUUAUUUUAAAGCUGUGCAAAUGGCUUGUUCAACUGCUAAUGGCACUUGACUACUUGCAUGCAAAUCAUAUUCUUCACCGUGAUGUCAAGUGUUCAAAUAUAUUCUUGACAAAAGAUCAAGACAUACGACUUGGUGACUUUGGACUUGCUAAGAUUUUAAGUUCAGAUGAUCUUGCUUCCUCUGUUGUGGGAACUCCUAGUUAUAUGUGCCCUGAGCUUCUUGCUGACAUACCUUAUGGUUCUAAAUCGGACAUUUGGUCGUUGGGAUGCUGUAUAUACGAAAUGACUUCUCAUAAACCUGCCUUUAAAGCAUUUGAUAUACAAGCACUGAUCAACAAAAUAAAUAAGAAUAUCUUGGCACCACUCCCUACCAAUUACUCUGGUGCAUUUCGGGGUCUCGUCAAAAGCAUGCUGCGGAAAAACCCAGAACUUCGGCCAAGUGCAGCAGACCUUCUAAGGCACCCACACCUCCAGCCUUAUGUUGUUAAGGUUCAUCUGAGACUUAACUGCCCUAGGCGCAAUAGCUUAUCAACCCAGUGGCCUGAACCUGAGUACAUAAAGAAAAUGAGAAGUUCAGAACCAGAAGAUGUUCUCAUUUCCAAGUACAGAGUAAAACAUGGCGCAUUUGGUAACGACAGGACUCUUAAUCCAAGUGUAUCUGGAGCUAGACAAGAUUCCUUUUCUUCUCAAAGAAAUCAAAUCUCUCCAAGUUAUUUGAAUCAAAGAAUAGCAGAAAUGUCUGUUGGAAGCAUCAUUGAAGACAGAACUUUUGGUAGAAAAAUCACUUCCAAAGCUUCAGAUAUUAGCAAAACUCCAAGAUUGACUCCUAGAAAAGCUUCUGCUACCCCUAAGAAGCAAGCAAGAAUUUCUAGGCACCGUGAAUCAUUUCCAGUUUCACGAACACCAAUAAAAAAGGUAGUCCAUUCAACUCUUAGAGCUUCCUUCCCAUCGCAGACGAAAGCCAUUGGUCAAGGAUCCCAUUGCAAACCUAAUAUUGGUAUCAUUGACUGCAUCGAAUCUCCUGAUAUCUCUGUGAACUCACCUCGAAUUGACAGGAUUGCCGAAUUUCCUUUAGCCUCCUAUCAUGACCCCUUCAUUCCAAUCUGUAGAAAUUCAUCCACUUCUGCACAAGGUUCUGUUACCUCACCAGAAGGUGAUCGUUCAAUCAUGAAGGACAAAUGUACAAUCCAGGUCUGUGAGAAAAACUUUGGUCGGCUAAAGUUUACUGAUGCUUGGCAAGGAGUUGAGGGAACAAUUCAGUUCGAUGGAGAGAAUGGGAGUGCAUGCUCUGAUCAAAAUGCAACAGCUGGGGCAUCAAGCCGAGCCUCAUCAGACUUUCAGUGCAAUCGUUUUGAACCCUCAUCUUACCGGCAGCAAGUUCAAGCUUUAGAAGGUUUGCUUGAAUUCAGUGCGAGGCUGUUGCAAGAGGAAAGGUAUGAUGAACUAGGGGUGUUGCUUAAGCCUUUUGGACCGGGGAAGGUGUCCCCUAGAGAAACUGCUAUCUGGUUGACUAAGAUCUUCAAGGACAACACCAUGAAGCAGGAAGAUCAACACCAAUGAACCCAAUAGCAGUUUUUCUGUGAGAUCCCAACUAGCGGGAUUAAAGAUUGAUGUGUUGAUGUUUACGUAAGAAUUUUGAAGGUCACAGAACAGCAGAUAGAAGGGUAGGAUGUUUCUGGAACUAAAUGUACCAUUCUUAGGAUGUUCCUGUAUGAUUAGUUUAGAUCUAUGGCCAAAACAAAUUGACAACCUUUUUAUUUUUUGUUUCUAUUGUUGUUUAUUACUCUUUUCCUUAGUUUUAUCUUCUCUAUAGCAAUUGAUAAUUAUCUGAUCUUAAGAGGAAUGCAAGAACAGAGAACGAAGAUUCGAGGGUUUUCUAUGAACUUGCAGGUGUGUGAGGCUGGUCUCAUGGUUAGCUGAAAUCCGGUGCUCUGUGUUGUAAUUGUGCUGUUUUCUGGGAGGAAGUAAAGGUAAAAAAGAGAGUUGAAGUUCCGUCACGUAUGCAUUGAGGCUCGCAGCCACCCACCCUUACGCGAUUGCAGAAGCUUCUGUGUAGCCUCUUCAAUGUCCAGCGCUGUACGUUCAUUCAUACAUAUAUAUAUGUAUACACACACACAUACAGCCCCAUCACCCGUCCCCUCUAAUUAAGUACAUACAACAUAAAACAUCUCUCUCUCUCUCUCUCUCAGACCGAUCGAGAUCAGUAUGGCUUCCUCCAAAUUCACUGUUCUCGCAGCCAUCCUCCUCCUCCUUCUGCUACCCAUGGUUGCUAAUGGAGAUAGAAGUUUAUCACCAAGCCUCUCCCCUUAUAUUAAAGACAUAUGCGAGGAGGUGACAUGCGGAAAAGGGACAUGCAAGGAGGCGGUGGGGUCAGCUUUCAACUUCGUAUGCGAAUGCGACGCCGGCUGGAAGCGCACCCAGCUCUCCGACGAAGACAAUUUCAAGUUCCUUCCUUGCAUCAUCCCCAACUGUUCUGUCGACUACUCCUGCAUGCCCGCCGCUCCUCCCGCUCCUGCCGUCCCGCCGUACAAUCUCUCCUUCUUCGAUCCUUGCUAUUGGAUAUACUGUGGCGAAGGCAGCUGCUCGAAGAAUUCAACGUAUAGACACACAUGCAAGUGCAACGCAGGUUACUCCAAUCUGCUCGACGUCGCGGCUUUCCCUUGCUACAGCGAGUGUGCCGUUGGAUCCGACUGUCAGAAGCUUGGCAUCAGCGUUUCAAAAUCAACUUCUUCAACGCCUUCAAAUGAUAGCAAUCUAGCCACCUCGUCGUCUGUGCCAAGAAUGCUUCUCGGCCUGGCUAUCUCACUCGUCUCUUCUGUGGCUGUGCUUCAAUGGAAGUAAUUAACAAUAUAUACAUAUCUUAUAUAUGUGUGUAUUCAUGCGUACUUUUGUACAAAGUACACAGAAAUUCAGUAUUCGUCGUCGUCGUCAUCCGGUGGAUGUACUUUUGGGUUUUUUUUCCUGCUGAUAGUUUAAUUUAGGGAUUUGGAUGUAAUAAUAACCUAUUAUUUAGUUUGUAUAAUUGAUUGAUUGAGUCAUAAAGAAUAAUACGAUUAAAUA